Molecule: messenger RNA, 1068 nt
Organism: Penicillium canariense
Lineage: Eukaryota; Fungi; Ascomycota; Eurotiomycetes; Eurotiales; Aspergillaceae
Gene: tom40
Product: TOM complex pore protein TOM40
Exons: 3
Coding region: 1-1068 (355 amino acids)
Biological process (GO): protein import into mitochondrial matrix
Cellular component (GO): mitochondrial outer membrane; mitochondrial outer membrane translocase complex
Molecular function (GO): transmembrane protein transporter activity
Source: RefSeq, a predicted model, not a curated record
AUGGCCGAUCUCACAUCAUCUCUCUCCAUCCUCACGGACAACCCCGCGAUGGCCGUGUUCAACGAUGCAUACACCGCGUUCUCCGAGCGCAGGGCACAGCUCAACCUGCCCAACCCCGGCACCGUGGAUAACAUCGCGCGCGAGGUGCAAAAGGAGGUUCUGCUGUCCAACUUCAUGUUCUCAGGCCUCCGGGCAGACCUGACCAAGGUGUUUGGCAUGUCUCCUCUGUUCCGGGUAUCCCAUGCCUUCUCCAUGGGCUCGUCCGGCAACCUGCCUCCGUACGCUUUCUCCUCCAUGUACGGCAGCCCCAAGGUCUUCAUGCAGGGUAACCUCGGCAGCGACGGUACCCUCUCGGCCGUCUACAACUGGCGCUGGAACCAGGCUUUGGUUACCAAGACCAAUGCCCAGAUCAUGCCCGGCGGUGCCCAGGGUCUCAUGCAGAUCGACAACGACUACACCGGCAAGGACUUCUCCGCAUCGCUGAAGGCUUUCAACCCGUCUUUCCUCGAGGGCGGCCUCACCGGCAUCUUCGUUGGUAGCUACCUCCAGUCCAUCACACCCAGCCUGGCCCUCGGCUUCGAGGCUAUUUGGCAGCGCCAGGGCCUGAACACCCGCCCCGAGACUGCUCUGUCCUACUGCGCCAAGUACAAGGGAGAUGACUGGAUUGGUACCGCUCAGUUGCAGGCCCAGGGUACCUUCGCCGCUACCUACUGGCGCAAGCUGUCCGAGCGUGUUGAGGCUGGUGUCGACAUGAACCUCCAGUUCUCCCCCAGCGCUGCUGCUAUGAUGAUGGGCGGUCCCACCCGGGAUGGUACCACUGCCAUUGGUGCCAAGUACGACUUCCGUGCUUCUUCGUUCCGCGCCCAGGUCGACAGCGCCGGCAAGGUUAGCUGCCUUCUGGAGAAGCGCAUUGCCAUGCCCAUCUCUCUGACCUUUGCGGGUGAGAUUGACCAGGCCAAGCAAACGGCCAAGGUCGGCCUCGCUGUCUCUCUCGAGAUCGCCGGCGAGGAGCUGAUGGAGCUGCAGGAGAAGGCCGAUGCGGCCAGCAUGACCCCUCCUCCCUUCUAA